Messenger RNA from Auanema sp. JU1783, 1131 nucleotides. Lineage: Eukaryota; Metazoa; Nematoda; Chromadorea; Rhabditida; Rhabditidae. The record is from the annotation of a GenBank genome assembly.
AUGGGAAUAACAAAUUUACUUCCUUUCGUAAAAAAUGCUUGUCGACCUGGGAAUAUUAGAGAACUUGAAGGGCAAACUGUGGCAGUGGAUAUCAGCUGUCUUCUUCAUAAAGGCCUCUUCGGAUGCGUACAACAGGCUGCAGAGGGAUUGAAUCCAAAGAAUUAUAUAACAUACGUGCAACGUCGCGUGGAAGCCUUGCUCAAUUUAAACUGUUAUGUUAUUUUGGUUUUUGAUGGAGCUCCUCUACCAGCUAAAAAGGGGGUGAAUGAUCAAAGAAGAGAAAACAGAAUGGAAAAUAUGAGAGUAGGUACAUUUCUACUUUCCCAGGGAAAAAAAAACGAAGCCGUCGGUAGGCUGCAGAAAGCUGUUAGCCUAACUAGGGAUGUAAUAGAAGAAACACUGGAGGUAUUUCGAAAAAUCUCUCGAGUAGAUGUUAUAGUCGCUCCUUAUGAAGCCGAUGCGCAGUUAGCUUUUCUUUUAGAAAACAAUUUGGCAGAUGUUGUAAUCACUGAAGAUUCUGACUUGAUUGUGUUUGGUUGCUCCAAAAUUGUAUUCAAAUGGGAUUUCGAAUCUGAAUCUUGCUCUAUCUACCAGAAAUCACUUCUACCCAAUUGUUUCACAGGGGAAAUGAAUAGAAAUUUCGAUUUCAUCAAGUUUAGAAGAAUUUGUAUUCUGUCAGGCUGCGAUUACUUACAAAAUGGACUACCCGGCGUGGGGUUGAGCAAAUCGUAUAACUUUUUCACUAAAACUUCGCAAACUCAAUUAGAAAAGAUUCUGCCACGCAUUCCUAGUUAUCUGAAAAUGCCGAAGCUCGUUGUUACAAGUUCGUUUGUCCAGGAUUUCAUUAAAGCUGAACUAACUUUUCUGCAUCAGAUAGUUUUUGAUCCCAGGCAAAGAAAACAGCGCCCUCUCAGCUCUUACGGAAAUGAAACUUGUGAAAAUCUUCAUUUUGCUGGGAGCAUAGCUGAGGAUUUUGAUGCUGUUCGUCAUUCUCUGGGAAAUAUAAUCAGUGAGUCUGCUGAUAACGAUAAAUUUAAGUUACCAGAGGUUAUACCAUCCUGGUCAGUGUGGACGAGCCAAUCCUCAAAGAAUAAUGAAUCUGAAGAAAAACCUGUUAGCUGUUGCUUCUAA